Messenger RNA from Neogale vison (American mink), 779 nucleotides. RefSeq names its product killer cell lectin-like receptor subfamily E member 1. The coding region runs from base 81 to 779 and encodes 232 amino acids. Gene Ontology annotation, molecular function: (1->3)-beta-D-glucan binding. The transcript has 7 exons. Gene Ontology annotation, biological process: cellular response to molecule of fungal origin. The record is from RefSeq and is a predicted model, not a curated record. NCBI's taxonomy places the organism in Eukaryota, Metazoa, Chordata, Mammalia, Carnivora, Mustelidae.
AUAAGAGUCAAGAUCCUCUUCUUCCCGGGAUAUACGUGGUACUCUGCAAAAGCUCUGACGUCUGCUUCUAAAAAUCAGUAAUGAGUGAAUUAACUGUAACAUAUUCCGAUUUGCGACUUCAACCUUCAUCUCAGCCACAGAGAAGACAAAGGCUUGCAACUUCUGAAAGAAAAAGUUCUUUUCCUUGUAAGCACCAAGAUCUUUGUACUCCAUCUCCAUGGAAAUUCAUUGCAGUGAUUCCGUGGAUCAUUUGUCUGAUGCUUACUUGGUCUGUUGCAAUCUUAGCCACAAUGUUGCAUCAGAAAUCGUGUCAAGGGGAAGGAUAUCCAGGAAAUCUCUCCUCUAACAAGGAAGCAAAUAAAACAUUUCAAAUUCAGAGUUAUCCUACCUGUUCAAACAACUGGCAUCAACUUGGAGAAAAUUGUUACUAUUUUUCAAGGGACACACUUCCUUGGGAAAAAUGUAACCAUUAUUGCAUUGGUUUAGAGUCAAGCUUUCUUAAAUUGAAUAUGGAAGAAGAGAUGAAUUUUGUAAUAAAAUUGUCAAAGAUGCAAUGUGGUCUACUUCAAGAAGAGUUUUGGAUCAGUUUAUACUACAACAAUGAGAAACUAAAAUGGGUCUGGCUAGAUGGCACAGGUGUUACCCUGCACAAGCUUCAAAUUCAAGGACUUAAGAAUGCUAACAAUAAAUGUGUAUAUAUAAAACAUGGCCAGGUGAUUGCUGAAGAUUGCCAGAAUAAUGGUUAUUGUAUCUGCAAGAAGAUAAUAUAUUCGGAUUAA